AUGGCGAACCUCGAGCCGGUGGAGAAGACCGCGGUCGUGUCGGACUCGACCGGCGCCGAUGCGGUGCCAGCAAUUCGGGCGCGGCCGACUCGCUCCAGUUCGGCGCAGCUCGCCUUGGAGCCCACCGCGCUCUUAAAUCGCCUCGAGACCAUGCUCCUCGGCAACCAACCCGUCCCCGCACCCUCCAACGAGGUCAGCAUCGUCGGCGAGGUCACCAACGGCAUCAUCAUCGCCGCGAAAGCUGCCGUAAACACGCUCUUUUCGUCGCAGCGGCGCGGCGCGCUGAUGGCUCUCCAGAUAAAGAACCUGAAGAAGGCUGCGCUGGCGUACCUUGUGUGGGACCUACGCGGCGAGCUGGCGGGCGCGCGACUCGAGCAGGCGGUCGUGUACGGCAAGCGGCUCGAGACGCACGCGAGCGGCGUGGACAAGGAGUUGGGCAAGUGCAAGCGGCGGCAGGCGGGCGCGGAGGCGCUUCUCGCUGUCGUUCCAGAAACGUUGCAGGACGUGCCCACGCCAGAGGAGCCCGCGGUCGAGGAGGAGCCGGCGGUCGAGGACCUGCCGGCCAGCGACUCCCGUCCCGACGACGCGUCUUCGGACAGCGAUCGGGAAAGCGUCUUCGAACGUCGGGUGACCCGUCGGAUGAUCGACGCCGGCCUGAACGAGGCGCAAUUCGAUGAUAUGCGGAACGUUUACGGGAUUCAGCUCGCCCACGAGGACAAGUGCCACGAGUGUGCCAAGCUGCAGGCUCGGGCAGUGAAACUGUAUGAUAUGCUCCUCCCGUACCUCGAGCGCGACUGGGUGCCACUGGAGGAGGCAUUCCAGCGGCUCGACCUUAUAGCUGCUCGGGAGCGCUCGGGCGAAGCGAUUUUUGGCGGCAGGGCUGUUCCAAUCUUGUGA
Messenger RNA from Emiliania huxleyi CCMP1516, 897 nucleotides. RefSeq lists its product as hypothetical. The record is from RefSeq and is a predicted model, not a curated record. Bases 1 to 897 code for a protein of 298 amino acids. The transcript is spliced from 2 exons. Lineage: Eukaryota; Haptophyta; Isochrysidales; Noelaerhabdaceae.